Molecule: messenger RNA, 1796 nt
Organism: Diachasmimorpha longicaudata
Lineage: Eukaryota; Metazoa; Arthropoda; Insecta; Hymenoptera; Braconidae
Gene: SmydA-5
Product: SET domain-containing protein SmydA-8-like
Exons: 5
Coding region: 227-1660 (477 amino acids)
Molecular function (GO): protein binding
Source: RefSeq, a predicted model, not a curated record
GUUCCUCUCCUCCCUCUUCUCCUCGUUGGAAGAGAGCCUCGUAGGAAGAAAAGCUCAAGUUAAAUUCAUUUACUCUCUCCUUUCUCCACAUAUCCCUCCAAAAAACCCCCAAAACCCCUCAAAAAAUCCUUCAAAAAUAAUAUUCCCCCUUCGAGGGACUCAUUCCACCUCUCCACAUCCUCCCCAACCAAAAUCAUCAACCACUCAUUAAAUUAAUUCCUAAAAAAUGGGAGGGGAGGAGGGAAUCUGUGAAGUGUGUUCGUCCCCAGCUAAGCUGCGCUGCACCGGUUGCAAGACCUCAUUCUACUGUACUCCAGAGCAUCAGAAACAGGACUGGAGCCACCACAAGAGUACCUGCAGACCCUGGAGUAUCCAGGAGUCGGCCCCCCUGGGAAGAUACCUCAUUUCAACCCGGGACCUCGACAAAGACGACGUGAUAAUCACGGAGGCUCCAAUUGCCUUUGGGCCAGCGCUUCAUUCAGACCAGAGGGUCUGCGUUGGUUGUGGUGAUCCUAAGGCGGUUGUCCGCUGUCCAGGAUGCAGCUGGCCUGCUUGCAGGCUCUCCUGCGAGGGUCUCUUGGAUGAGAAUCGUCAUGGGGUCGAGUGCAAGCUACUGGCGAAGGCCAGGAUCAUCCCCAGAUGUGAUAUUUUGCUCCCCCUGAGGAUGGUAAUCCUCAAGAAGAAGCACCCGAAGAGGUGGGAGGCGUUGUCAGCCCUCCAGAGUCAUGAAGAAUCGAGGGGACCAGGCACCGAAGCUCAUGACGAGGCUGAAGAUGUCUAUCAACAGCUGGAACCGAUUCUUCAGGCGUUCUCGAUAGGACAGGAUGUUAUGUCAAAAAUCUGUGGGCUGAUCGAUAUCAAUGGACUUGAGACCAAUCCUCCGGAGGGAUCCGUCGGGAUUUACCAGACUGCCUGUCUCCUGGAGCACCAGUGCCUCGCCAACACCCGACAUGGUUUCGUUUUGGACUCCAAGGGACGGCCGAAGAUCGUGGUGACGGCCCUCAGACCAAUUAAAAAAGGGGAACAUCUUUCGACGACUUACACUCAUGUAUUAUGGGCCACUCGAGCACGUCGUGAGCAUCUUCAAGCGACCAAGUACUUCUCCUGUCGUUGUGAGAGAUGCAAGGACCCGACGGAGUUGGGGAGCCACUUGGGGGCGUUGAAGUGUCCUUGUGGAGUUGGAGUGAUCCUCCCCAAGGACCCAUUGGACUCAGAGACCGAGUGGUCCUGCGAUUUGUGUCCAGGUCUUCUGACAGCGCAAGAAGUUGUCGAGUUGACGGAGAGACUCGGUGAAGACGUUGAAAAUGUGAUGGCGUCGGCGAAGAAGGAAACACUAGGUGAUUUAUACUCGAGACUUCUGGUUCUUCUGCAUCCUGGUCACCAACACUGCAUAGCUGUUGGCCACUCGCUCAUUCAGCUCCUGCUCCCUAACGAUCCAAGAAAGCUGGAGAUCUGCAGAAGAAUCUUGGAAACAACCUCCGUCUUGGAUCCCUAUGGAGGAAGGCUGGCUCUGUACACAGCUGUAGCCCUUCGAGAACUCUCAUUCUGUCCCGGAGAAGCUCGUGCCAGUCACCUGACACGAGCCCUCGAUCUGCUGCGAUUUGAACCCGCUGGCAGUCCUGGAGAUAAUCUUAAAAAGCUCAUAAAGUUUGAACUCUAAAUAUGACAUAUCAUGGGGUGUGAUUUUUUUUUAUUUCUUCGAAAAAUCUCCUUUCAUGAAAUUGUGCACGAAGAAUAAUAAUUUUUCGUGCAAUCGCUUGUCAUUCUCGAUAAUAAUAAAUGAUAAAUAAUAUUGA